UUGAAGUCUUAAACAAGGAUGUACAGCCUGUAUAAAUAAACGUCUUGAGUGAGCACAUCAAAACAUAACGUAACGUAACGCAACUUUUGUGUACGGCAAAUAACGUAAACUUUUAAUAAUGAAGGUUGUAUUUUUGCUACUGGUUGUGGGCAUACAGGUUGUAGUGUGUCGAAUAAAGCCGUCCGAUAUCGUAAAAGAGGCCAAUAGACAUAUUAAUACAACCAAGUGGUCUGUUGCUAGUAAUUAUGGCACUGGAAAAGGUACCAACAAAUGCAACCAGUUUGUGUAUGACGUCCUGAAAAAAGUUGGCACUGACCCACCAAAAAGACGAUGGUUUAUAUACAGUCCAAUUGGUGCAGGGGAAUGGGGUAACCCUAACUCUUCUUACUUGAAGAAGAAAAAGUGCUGGGAAAAUUGCAAAGGGUCAUGGAGAUCCGGUGACGUCAUAAGUGACAGCGUCCAUGUUGCAAUUAUAACCGAUAAUAAGCGCACAACAAGCGCUCGGCAUGACAAAGUGGUGCAGAAUGACUGGGGAUUUCGCUCGAAAGGAACCGGUGCAAAAAGUUCGAUCAAGGCUUGCUGGCGCUACAAGUACAGCUGCUGAACAUGUCCACUGAGCUAUACAAAAAAUAUGUGAAACUUUGUUUUUUACUAUUCCUUCGAGAGUAACUUUAUAUAAGUAGAACAUCAAACAUAAUUCAUUUUUGUUGUUGUAGACAUUACACUAAUUUUACUGAAGGAAAGCAUGAGAAAGUGUAUAACUUUACCAGUUGUUACAAGACAGUUGUAUGAUUGUAUAAAAUUUGAAAAUGCAAUUUCAAUAAAAUAUGUUAAUUAUUCCA
Ruditapes philippinarum (Manila clam) is the source of this 842-nucleotide messenger RNA. RefSeq lists its product as uncharacterized. The record is from RefSeq and is a predicted model, not a curated record. Lineage: Eukaryota; Metazoa; Mollusca; Bivalvia; Venerida; Veneridae. The transcript is spliced from 3 exons. The coding region runs from base 119 to 604 and encodes 161 amino acids.